Molecule: messenger RNA, 8964 nt
Organism: Raphanus sativus (radish)
Lineage: Eukaryota; Viridiplantae; Streptophyta; Magnoliopsida; Brassicales; Brassicaceae
Product: UPF0496 protein At5g66660-like
Exons: 2
Coding region: 7781-8740 (319 amino acids)
Source: RefSeq, a predicted model, not a curated record
AUCCAAUAUCUAUAGAUACUUGUAAAUCAGAGUAAUCUCGACAUUCUCUUGUAUUGAGCAAGAUUCUCUAAUCCAAGUUCAGCUUCAGUAUCAAGUCAAUGGGGGCUGUUGGAUUAGUCUCUCAACUACUGUUGACAUACUCAAACUCCGAUAAGGAUGAAACCAACGAACAAAGCCUGUGUUUGUACACAUCCGCUUGUGAAGAAGAUCCAGAGCUCAAAUCACUUGGUUCUUCGCUUGAGCAACAAUUUAGCGAAUUGAAGACCUUGCUCGCUCCAGGAGGCAAGACUGAUCAAAAUUAUUCCAUAAACGCAGUCAAAAAGAUGAGCGGGUUUCUAACUGAAAUUGUAACGACCCGACUUUGAUUUUCAGAAUCUGUUAGCAUGCUAACGUCCGUGCAUUUACAUAAGACCCAAAGUUUGUCUAUAAAUAGCCACCUCCUAAUCCUGGCAACAUUGUUUUCUCCACCUGCAAACAAAGAAAAAGAAAAUGAGAAGUUGAGAGAGAGAGAGAGUUCAAGAAAAAGAGUGUGAGAAAUCUUUGAAGUGAAGCUAUUAGAGAGUUUUAAUCAUCAAUGGAGCACGCCAUCGACCACUGCACGCCAAGACCAAGUCGAGCUCGUCCCCACCGUUCACAACAGCAAGAAACCGCCGGAGGCCACCAUGCUUCUAAGCUUUGUUUCGGCCGUUUUGGCAAAUCGACCAUAUCUUCCUAACCGUCGCGAAUUUCGUGCAUGCAAGACCACCAUCGUGUUCCUCUCGUCGAGACGAAUCCAUAGCCACCAGAAUCGCCGCAAUCGGAGCUCGGACGAAGCCGUACGCACCCUCCGAAGUUUCGCCGGAAAUCGCCAACCCCACCACCGGACCACUGCUGCUCCGCCGUAGUUCGCCGCCGCCGGAACACCGCUUCUCCGCUGCCGGACCGCCGUUACCGCCGGUAAGCCUCCGCCGUCACCGCUGGUGACCGUCGCCGGAGACUCGCUGGUGACUCGGUCAACUCGGCCGAGUCGACUCAGCGGGUCAACUCGGUUGACUCGGUAAACCGGUCGGUUGACUGGUUUGACCCGAUUUAAAUUAAUUUCAAUUCGGUUAGAGUCGGUUAGGUUAAACCGGUCGGUUAUGUCAAAUUGAUUUCUGGUCAAGGUUUGACCGGGUUGACCUUUGACCAGCGGGUUGACUUUUCCGUAGACUUUGACCAGACCCGUUUUCACCCGUUCGAAGGGCGUUCUGACCCGAAAUUUCGCCCUGAUUUCAGAUUUGGAGUCUAUUUGAGCAUCUGAAGUUCAUAGAUACCACUUCUCUACAUUUUCUAAGGUGAGGGCUAUUCCCGAACUUCUCGUAUGCGGCUUAGGAUUUUGAAUAAAUAUAAUUUAUUUUUAAUAUGUUCCGUCUGCGUGAAAUCGAGUCUGUCAUUGCUUGUUUAGCUUAGGUUGCUUGCUUAGUUAGGUUGCUUGCUUAAACUGGAACUAGGGUGUUAGAUGGUUCAACAUUGAUUGCUUCACUUAAUGUAAUCUUUAGUUAGAUUUGUUUGUAGAUGGCUAAAGGAAGGUGUUCCUGUUAGCUUGUUUGGAGGUUACAGCCGCCUUAGUCGACCGGUUAAGCUGUAACCUCGGUGGGUCGAUAAAUCGUCUACGGGCGGUGAUACCGAGCACUAUCUCGGGCGGGUGUUGUAUUUAUUUUGGCCUGUUAGUGGGCAGCGAGUGCGCACCUCGCGUAGGACCAUUGUUUGUUGCUUGGGUACUUUAGGUGCCGUGCUUGUACGUAUUAGAUUUAAAUUAUCUUUAUUCAGAGUGUUAUGACCGGGUCCAUGGACUUCGGGGUAGCACCCCAUACCUCACUGAGCGAUUCCCCUAUCGCUCACCCCUCUUUCUUCCCUAUUUCAGGUGAGACAAGCAUCAAUGUGAUACGGGACGGACUCGGUGCUACUGGACUUUUCCUUCGGAUUUUAUUUUGGGCUUGGGCUGAGAGUAUAGUUAGGUAUAUGGCCUUUUGUAUUAUGUGUUAUGGUUGGUGGCCCGCCGUUCACUAUUUAGUGGAGACUGGUGUCACAUUGUUAUUUGUUGAGGUGUCGGUUGACACGUGGCCAUUUAGUUAGAAAGUGACGGGUGUCACAUUUUUGGUAUCAGAGCGCGGUUCCGUCCCGGUUCUGUCCCGGGAUGGCGGUCAGGGGAUUCGGUUUUCAACGUUUUCAAAUAUUUUAUAUAAUAUAUAAUAAUAAAAAAAAAAGUUUUGGAAAUUCUUUUAGCACCAUUCUGUCCAGUAAUUACUAACUCAAUUGUCUCUUUUUAUGACGAUGAGUAAAAUCAUCGUCAUUCGUUCUUCGGCCAAUAGUAAUCUACAAGACUUUCAGCAGAUGUGCGAUGUCUCAGUUUUUCAGAUUGCUCAGGAGUUUAUCCGUUUCUUCAGUCAUUACACCGAGGUUAUCCAGGAGUGGAUAUGUGACGUUUCUGCCACCACCCGAUUUCAAGCCAUCGUCCCACGAGUUUUUGUUACAUGAUUUUUAUGUGAUGUGAGGUUUGAGCCAUUGGUUGGCAUGUGUUGUGUAUGAGUACGAGUAUUGUGAUUAUUUUGGAGGGGUUAUAAACUCGUGGAGAUCGCUUUUGAAUUAGGGUGUGGCAACUUGCGUUGUGUUGAUGUUGGAGUUACACUUAGCAUGCUUGCCAGUUUUUGGAUGUGUUUAUCAUUUCAGAGAUGUGUCAGUUAGACAACUGGCAUAGGACGUUGGGAGCUAUUUAUAUUCAUCGGAGUUGUACUAGUCGUACGUGGAGAGGUCAGGUUAUUCAAGAAUCGUCAGAGUUGGAGCUGAGUUUUAUGAUGUCUCUAUUAAGGUGGAUUGGUUAUCAUGGUAUCAAGUACUGUUGAUUUUUCAAAGGGCAAGAGUUCGGAUUCUUGGAGUAGAUGUUGUUAUUAUUGCAUUAUGCUGAGGAGUUAUUGAUGGAGAUGCAAAUGGAUUUUUGGGUGACCAUUUCGAUGGUUCAAGAUGAUGGACGACAUUAGUCGGAUGACUUUCUAGUUAUUGCUGAAUAUGAGGAUGUAUUUGAGGAUUUUGGAAGACCAUAAGUGGAUAGAAGACACGUUUUUGCAAUUGAGUUGGAACCAAGGAUAGCACCGGUUUCACAAGUUCCAUACGGAUUAGUGCCAGUAGAGAUGGCCGAGCUGAAAAGACAGAUGGAAAAUAAAUCAGACCGGAGUUUUACCAGGCCGAGUACUUCAACGUGGGGAGCGCCAGUAUUGAUCGUUAAGAAGGAAUAUAGAGUUUUCAUGGUUUGUAUAGACUACAGAGGCUUGAACAUAUAGCCAUUGAGGAUAGUUACCGCUUUCGUCUUUUGAUGGGUUAUUGGAUUAAGCUGCAUGGAGAUUCAUCGUUUUCGAAAAUUGACUUGUCAACGGGAUACCAUCAGAUUGUUACAGCUGAAGAGUGUGUACGGAAUACGGUCCUCCGUACAUGUUGUAGAUAUUAUUAGAUUGUAAUGGUAUCAUUUGGGGAGACGAAUGCUUGGAUAAUAUUCAUGAAACUUAAGAAUAAAUUUUUUCGUGAGCACUUGGAUAAGUUGCAUGAUUGUAUUUAUCGACGACACAUUGAUAUAUUUCUGGAGUAUAUCGGAGUAUGUUGAGCAAUUGCGGAUUUUGUAUUUGACGCAGUAGGAUCAAGUCAUUGCAUAAACAUCAAGUCAGAUGAGGAACAUGGAUAUGGAGCAAUUUGGAGGAACAAUGGAUACUACAGUUGCACGUGAUUGGGAGAUGAGUUGAAGAGGAAACUAGGAAUUUAUUGAGUGCCUACCAGAAUUGUUUCUUAGAUUAACUAUGCAGUAUUUGCGUGAAGAUGCGCUAGUAUGGUGCAAAGGAGUACGAUGGAGUCACAUUGGACAUGAUAAAGUUACCUUUGCAGAUUUUAUCCAAGAGUCGACAUGAAGUACUUUGCAAAAGAAGCUAUGGAUAGGAAGAAGAGCGCCAUCGAGCAUGUAAACCAAAGAACCAUGAUUAUCAAGGAAUAUGAGAUUGGGAUCAGUAGACUUUGAAGAUUUUCUAGAGGUGGCAUUUCAGCAGGAGAACUAAUUAGAGAAUUUUGGAUGAGAUGCGAGUAGAGCUUCACACCAGAUGUUGUUACGUCAAUCACUGCAGAUUGAAAGAUUUAGUGGAGAAAGCUACUCAUCAGGAGGUAAGUCUAGCAGGGAGACAAGAACUUCUUUUAGCAGAUUAGACUAAUUCUAGAAGGGCAUCAUAGUCCCAGAAGUGAGCAGAAAACUAGUAUGGGAAACAGAGUUGUCCCCGUUGCCAUCACCGUCAUAGCGAGAAGUGUACUAAGUUUUAUGUUCGCAGUCAGUCAUCAUAUUGUUUGUGGCCAAUCAUUAUAUGCACGACUUGGAGUUAGCAUCAGUUGCAUUUGCGUUGAAAGUUGGAGAUUGUAAUUGUACGGAACGGAGUUGAGGUUCAUUGGGACCAUCAAAAUCUGAACUAUACGUUCACUCUUUAAAACUUAUACUUUGGGCAGUACUUAUGAUUUGUUUUGAGUUGGUAAGAGUCUACAGAUUGGAUAUCACGUGUCAUUUGGUAAGGUCAACCAAGUGGAACAUGAGCAAUGUCUUAAGAAACAAGAAGGUUCAAGAGAUCACUGGAACACUUGCAAGUUCGGGGAUUAUGUUCAGUUCAGUAGAGGAGGAUACAACUGGUUUUCGAUCACUAGACGUGCAGAUUUACUGUGGAGAGUACACCAAGCACAUGUUAGCGACAUGGCUUUAGUUAAACAGAUCAGGUUUGAGAGAUUUGGAUAUUCUACAGUUUUGAGCCGGAUGUACUUGUGCUAAAACCGAGUUUGUGUGUCGGACGAUAAGCUAUUAAGAAAAUGGAUCUUACAGCAAGUACACCACUUGCGUUUUCCUAUCUGCCCGGAAAAUGUUAAGAAAUUCAGAGAUAUGAGGUGUUAUUAUCUUCGGACUAGUAGGAAAAAAAGGGGUUGUAGCUACAUUGCAUUGCAGCACAAGAUAUGCCAGAUGAUUAUGUAUGAGGACGAGUUACCUAUCAUUGUUAUGUUGAGCUUGCUUUUAUCAGAGUGGAAACGAGGUUUGGUGAUUAUGGAUAUUGUUACUGGAUUGUCGACCACCACAUGCAUAGUCUUGGAUAGACUCACCGAGUAAGUUUAUUUUUUUUAGUAAUUAAGGAGACAGACAGAACUGAUCAGUUGUGUUACACGGAGUUCUCGCCAGCUUUGUAUCAGACCGGGAAGCAAAGUUUAUAUCUGCAUUUUGGAGAGCUUCUCAGAAGACGCUUGAGACAAAUAUUUAUUUGAGUACGAUUAUCAUCCGCAGUUAGUUAGCCAGACAGAGAAGAUCAUUCAGACUUUAGUGGAAUAGUUCGGGGCUUGUAUCUUUGAGUGGGAAAGAAGCUCGAGGAUAUCUACCUCUCGCACAUUUCAGUUACAAUGAAAGCUAUCAUAUGAGUAUUAGGUGGGCACCAUAUGAAACUCUUUAUGGUAAGCCUCACCGUACACCACUUUUAGACAAAAGUGGGGGAGCAACAAGUAUAAGACCAUCAAUGGUUCAAAAAAGAGUAAAGCAAAUGGACAUGCUUAAAGUUAGAUUUAAGGAAGAUCAUGACCGUCAGAGGAAUUAUGAAGUUAAACGUCGUAAGGAUUUGAAGUUACGGAUUAGCGAUCAAGUAUACCUGAAAAUGAGGACAUUUCAGAAAUGAUAUAAGAUAUAUAAGAUUCAGAAGUUAAAAGGAUUAAACCGAGAAAAAUCGGGAUAGAGCCAGAGCUCAAUUUACAGCAGCCGCCAGAUGACUUCCGAAAAAUUGUGUGCAUCUUAUCAGUUAGUGGAGGUUAGAGAUCGUCAAGUGAAAGUAUUUAAUGGAUUGUCGACUAUGUAUGUCAGAGUUCGUUAGAAAAGAGAUGAGAUUCAGUAGGAGGCCUCAGAGACAUAGCAGAUGGAUUAUUCAAAGAUUUGUUACGUUGAUAUUGAGGAGUCAACGGAAGACUCGAAUUCGAGGACGAAUUCCUUAUUAGUGUGGGAGAAUUGUAACGACCCGACUUUGAUUUUCAGAAUCUGUUAGCAUGCUAACGUCCGUGCAUUUACAUAAGACCCAAAGUUUGUCUAUAAAUAGCCACCUCCUAAUCCUGGCAACAUUGUUUUCUCCACCUGCAAACAAAGAAAAAGAAAAUGAGAAGUUGAGAGAGAGAGAGAGUUCAAGAAAAAGAGUGUGAGAAAUCUUUGAAGUGAAGCUAUUAGAGAGUUUUAAUCAUCAAUGGAGCACGCCAUCGACCACUGCACGCCAAGACCAAGUCGAGCUCGUCCCCACCGUUCACAACAGCAAGAAACCGCCGGAGGCCACCAUGCUUCUAAGCUUUGUUUCGGCCGUUUUGGCAAAUCGACCAUAUCUUCCUAACCGUCGCGAAUUUCGUGCAUGCAAGACCACCAUCGUGUUCCUCUCGUCGAGACGAAUCCAUAGCCACCAGAAUCGCCGCAAUCGGAGCUCGGACGAAGCCGUACGCACCCUCCGAAGUUUCGCCGGAAAUCGCCAACCCCACCACCGGACCACUGCUGCUCCGCCGUAGUUCGCCGCCGCCGGAACACCGCUUCUCCGCUGCCGGACCGCCGUUACCGCCGGUAAGCCUCCGCCGUCACCGCUGGUGACCGUCGCCGGAGACUCGCUGGUGACUCGGUCAACUCGGCCGAGUCGACUCAGCGGGUCAACUCGGUUGACUCGGUAAACCGGUCGGUUGACUGGUUUGACCCGAUUUAAAUUAAUUUCAAUUCGGUUAGAGUCGGUUAGGUUAAACCGGUCGGUUAUGUCAAAUUGAUUUCUGGUCAAGGUUUGACCGGGUUGACCUUUGACCAGCGGGUUGACUUUUCCGUAGACUUUGACCAGACCCGUUUUCACCCGUUCGAAGGGCGUUCUGACCCGAAAUUUCGCCCUGAUUUCAGAUUUGGAGUCUAUUUGAGCAUCUGAAGUUCAUAGAUACCACUUCUCUACAUUUUCUAAGGUGAGGGCUAUUCCCGAACUUCUCGUAUGCGGCUUAGGAUUUUGAAUAAAUAUAAUUUAUUUUUAAUAUGUUCCGUCUGCGUGAAAUCGAGUCUGUCAUUGCUUGUUUAGCUUAGGUUGCUUGCUUAGUUAGGUUGCUUGCUUAAACUGGAACUAGGGUGUUAGAUGGUUCAACAUUGAUUGCUUCACUUAAUGUAAUCUUUAGUUAGAUUUGUUUGUAGAUGGCUAAAGGAAGGUGUUCCUGUUAGCUUGUUUGGAGGUUACAGCCGCCUUAGUCGACCGGUUAAGCUGUAACCUCGGUGGGUCGAUAAAUCGUCUACGGGCGGUGAUACCGAGCACUAUCUCGGGCGGGUGUUGUAUUUAUUUUGGCCUGUUAGUGGGCAGCGAGUGCGCACCUCGCGUAGGACCAUUGUUUGUUGCUUGGGUACUUUAGGUGCCGUGCUUGUACGUAUUAGAUUUAAAUUAUCUUUAUUCAGAGUGUUAUGACCGGGUCCAUGGACUUCGGGGUAGCACCCCAUACCUCACUGAGCGAUUCCCCUAUCGCUCACCCCUCUUUCUUCCCUAUUUCAGGUGAGACAAGCAUCAAUGUGAUACGGGACGGACUCGGUGCUACUGGACUUUUCCUUCGGAUUUUAUUUUGGGCUUGGGCUGAGAGUAUAGUUAGGUAUAUGGCCUUUUGUAUUAUGUGUUAUGGUUGGUGGCCCGCCGUUCACUAUUUAGUGGAGACUGGUGUCACAUUGUUAUUUGUUGAGGUGUCGGUUGACACGUGGCCAUUUAGUUAGAAAGUGACGGGUGUCACAGAAAUGAACCAAAAGAUGGGGGAGAGCAUUAUCGCCAGCGAAGAUGUAUUUAAGAACGAAGAGCUAAGGUCUUUGGUUGAUCUCUAUUAUGAGAGUUCCACCAAGACUUUAGAUAUAUUUAAUACAGUGGGGAGUUCCGCCAAUAAAGCAAAACAAAGCAUUGUGAGCAUCCGAAUAGCGAUCCAAAAGUUUGAAAAAGAGUCAGAUAAUGGAGGAAACAAGAAGUACGAGGAUACGUUAGAGGGGCUGAACAAGGUCAAAGCUAUGGGAGAUCCUUUUGGUGACGAGUAUAAGAAUCAGAUGGAGUCUGUACGCGCGGAUCAGCUUAUUCUUUUAGGGAAGUUCCAUGAGCUUGCGGUGAAGCUUGAUAGUAAAAAGAAGAUAUUCAAGAAAAAGAGGAGAUGGGUGACUAUUCUUUACGCUACCGCGGCUAUGUCUUUUUUGGCCGCAGAGAUUUGUAUAUGCAUAGUCAUACCUCCGUUGGGGUUGUAUACUGCGGUUGCGGCUGCCACUGGGGUGAACUACGUGAUUGGAACUGUAGGAGUAUUGGUCAAUGUGGUGUUGAAGAACCGUGAGAAGGAUUUGGAUAGACAGAAAGAGGUGGUCGAUAUAAUGAAGGACAGCACGGAUGUCAACAUCCAAAUGACAAAUACGGUACAUAGCCUAGUCGAGAAGCUUACUGUGAGUCUCUCAUCGAUUUUGUUUUCAGUGGAGCAUGCUGUGGUUGAAAGAGAAGAGGUGGCCGUAAAAAAUUUGAUGGAAGCAAUCCGUGACGAAGUGGAUACGUUUGCUACGGCUGUCAAGGAAGUUGGUGAAGCUGCGGCUAGGUGUAGCACGUGUGUCUCUUCUGGUAAACUACAAGUCCUGGAACACAUAACCAAGUUAAUGUCAUCGCGAGGGAAGAAACCACACCUUUUCGAACGCAUAACCAAUUCAAUGUCAUCGAAAGGAAAGAAGAAGUAAACUAUCCAAUGCCUAUAGAAAACCUUUGGAAAGGUUAUCAAAAAAAUAUCCAAAAUAUUUAUACUUUUAUAUUAAUGUUUGAAGUGUGAGAAACUCAUUUUUUAUGUGUGAAUCAUAAUUGGACUUUACGGUUCAUUGUCCUUUCAGUUUGUCAUGUCGGCCAUAUCCAUCAUAUACGAUAGGAUUGGUUUAUGUAAGUUUAAAUAUAUUAAUAUUGUUUUAUA